AUGUAUAUUAAAGAAUGGUCAGUUUUUGCAAUUCGUAAUCUGUGUGAAGAGAAUGAAGAAAAUCAAGGAGUCAUUGAACAACUUCGAAUGCAAGGUGUUGCCAACAACGAUGAGCUCGACAAACUUGGUAUAAAAAUUGAUGUGGCCGAGGGCGGUGCACUGAAAUUCUCAACAACAAAGAAACAGCAAGAUGCUGAUGGUGACGAUUUUAUUCCGAUCAUUUGCUGA
Molecule: messenger RNA, 228 nt
Organism: Heterostelium album PN500
Lineage: Eukaryota; Evosea; Eumycetozoa; Acytosteliales; Acytosteliaceae
Exons: 3
Coding region: 1-228 (75 amino acids)
Cellular component (GO): cytosol
Source: RefSeq, a predicted model, not a curated record